AUGUCUUGCUGUGGAGGAAACUGCGGCUGUGGCUCUAACUGCGGCUGUGGCAACGGCUGCGGAGGGUGCAAGAUGUACCCAGACUUGAGUUACUCGGAGGCUGCCGCCCCUACGGUGGCCACCGUGCUGGGCGUCGCCCCUAAAAUGACAUAUGCUGAUGGAGGGGAGUCCAUGGAGUCGGGGGCAGAUAACGGCUGCAAGUGCGGCGACAACUGCACCUGCAACCCGUGCAACUGUGAAGGAAGGAGACGCAGUGUAAGGAGGCAAUGGCGAAGGAGGCAUUUUGAGUCUUUGAGAAGCCGUGAAGGAGAUGAUUUCACUAUUUCUCAUCAAUUUGGGGCAAUACACUCUCGCACGCCUGGUUUGCUUCCUCUCCAGCGGGGCGUACCCCGCGACAUCGUUCGUCUCUUGGGUGGUCUUGGUGCCAUGGCAGUCGGUGGGUUGGAGGCGGAUUGUUUGUCAUGCAUUGAGUAUUGUCUGGCCUCGACAUUGCUUUGCAGUUUUUGGGUUGCGGCUGUCGAAUUUCAUGGUGGGGGAGGGCGGUGGAGCGGGUCUCCUAGGGCUGCUGUGGUGUUCAACUUUGGGUUGGUUUUGGGUCUGUCGGCUCAGGUUGAGUUAGCCGUAGUUACAUCGUACCAAUCACGCCACAAAUCGGCCAUCUCGGCCGUCCAUUACUUAAUCGACGGUCGUCAUCAACCCUGGAAAGAUCAGCCUUCAGUAAAACGACAGCGUUUUAACAAGUGGCUGAACAUGGAAAUGUGCCGUUUGAGGUUCAAACUUCUGUCCCUAACGGCCAUGUUUGGGUCGUCACGUGCCGUUGGAGCAGCAGUCGUGUUCGCCAAUCGUCGACCUAACAGCGAACAAACGGCGCCGUCACGAACCCCCUUCGGACUAAUGGCAGAGGUGAAACCUGAUGAUUUAUUGCUUAAGCAUAUGGAAUCUGUGGCUGCCUCAAGCUCGUCGGUUUCAGAAAACAGCAGCAGCGUUGCGGUGAAAUCUCCCGGGAUAAGCAGUCCAUCAAGUACUUCUCCAGCUCAUAGAAGAACUACAGGCCCAAUUAGAAGAGCAAAAGGAGGUUGGACACCAGAGGAGGAUGAUACAUUAAAAAAUGCAGUUGCAGCUUUCAAAGGGAAGAGUUGGAAGAAAAUAGCUGAGUUCUUUCCGGAUAGAUCAGAAGUGCAGUGCUUGCAUCGAUGGCAAAAGGUUCUGAAUCCAGAACUUGUCAAAGGUCCCUGGACUCAAGAGGAAGAUGAGAAAAUCAGAGAACUGGUUGCAAAAUACGGGCCUACAAAAUGGUCUGUCAUAGCAAGGUCAUUGCCAGGUCGCAUUGGGAAACAGUGCCGUGAGAGGUGGCACAAUCAUUUAAAUCCCCAUAUUAAGAAGGAUGCUUGGACGUUGGAGGAAGAGCUUACUCUGCUUAACGCUCACCGGGUUAAUGGAAAUAAAUGGGCUGAAUUGGCUAAGCUGUUACCUGGAAGGACGGAUAAUGCAAUCAAGAAUCACUGGAACAGCUCUCUGAAGAAGAAGCUAGAUUUCUAUCUUGCCACUGGUAAUCUUCCUCCAGUUGCUAAGAAUGCCUCCAUAGAAGGUGCCAAAGAAAUCGAUAGGACCACCACUUCAGAUGGCGAACUGCGUCUUAAUCCAACUAAAUCAGAUUCAGCCAUCUUGGCCUCAACAGAAACUACCGAUUCAUAUAAAAUUCAGGAUGGUAAGGAUAAUAAUAACCAUCCAGAGGCCAUGACCAAAGAUCACGAUAUUACCAAUCUUGAUACCGAACAGCAAGGACCAAUACCAUUAGAAGCUGAAACAAAUCAUUCAGAUGUGGAAUCUGAGUUUGAGAAGUGCAGAAUAAAUCGAAAUGUUGAUGAAAACCAAAUUAUUGGAGCAAAUACUCCAUUACGUGGCACACUGUACUAUGAGCCACCAAAUAUAGAUGAUUGCAGUCAGCUGGAUUCACAUCUUGCGAAUAUAUCAUUGAUACGUUCGGAAUUGGAUUUUAGCCUUAUUUCUAGUUCUAGGUCACCCAUGCUUCUUUUCACUCCACCGAGCUCAAACUGUAGAAGGCCCUGCGCACAAACUCCGGAAUCUAUAUUGAAAAUUGCGGCAAAGAGCUUUCCAAAUACACCAUCCAUAUUAAGGAAAAGAAAGUCCCAACUGGAUCCAAAGGAAAGCGCCGUAUCUAAUGGUGAGCAUAGUAGUGAUAUUAUUAAUAGUUGUAAGAGAAGUGGGGAAAAAGAUGGUACUACGGAGCUUGCUUGGGAUGACGAUGACAGGUUAAGCAGCUACAAGUCGUUUAAUUCAUCACCUCCGUAUAGAUUGAGUUUCAAGAGGACUUCGGGACUUAAAUCAGUCGAGAAGCAGCUCGAUUUUGCUAUUACCGUAGAGCAAGAGUGUAAGGACCAGAAUGCAAAAUCUGGAGAGGUAGGGGAAGAGGAGGUUAAGGAGAUCCCUCCUGCAACAAAGUUUGUCUACACGCGUCAAAGACGAGGGUAA
Striga asiatica is the source of this 2493-nucleotide messenger RNA. Lineage: Eukaryota; Viridiplantae; Streptophyta; Magnoliopsida; Lamiales; Orobanchaceae. The record is from the annotation of a GenBank genome assembly.